Ananas comosus (pineapple) is the source of this 1537-nucleotide messenger RNA. RefSeq names its product UPF0481 protein At3g47200-like. NCBI's taxonomy places the organism in Eukaryota, Viridiplantae, Streptophyta, Magnoliopsida, Poales, Bromeliaceae. The record is from RefSeq and is a predicted model, not a curated record. The coding region runs from base 333 to 1433 and encodes 366 amino acids. The transcript has 2 exons.
CUGGGCUUGGAAGAUCCAGCGUGAUAAUUAAUUAGUUUCUUCCAGCUAGCUAGCGAACCGAUUCGCAUGCAUGAGUGCUUCUGCGGAGGUGAUCCAAGAAUGGAACAAGAAGGUAUUAGAGGUGGAUGACACUGGUGACGAGGAGCGGAAGGGUUUUUUAGCAAACAUGAUCGGAUGUGCCUACGGCCCUACCAUGCAUUUUCAAGCACGAGGGAAAAGCAAAUGGCCACCGAGAACUCACUAAGCCGAGAGCAGUGGCGAUCGGGCCGUACCACCCCCGCGAGAAUUCGUUGACGUUCAACGAAGAGUACAAGUGGAAGAUUACCAGGUUUAUGGUCAAUACGCAGAGCCUCGACGUGGAGAAGUACCUCACGAAGAUGGAUGAGGAGGAGAAAGAGAAUGGUCGCUUCUAUUACAGCGAACAUUUAUUCGAAUGGAUCAGCAGGAAAGAUUUCCAAACAAUGCUGCUGCUUGACAGCUCUUUCAUACUAUUCGUGAUACAUGCAUCCCGCGAAAGCCAGCCGCAGUCCCUAGUCGAGAUCUGGGAUUACAUGACUUUGUGUACAGAUGUUAGAAAACACAUGAAGCAGAUCAAACUCGACUUGUUGAUGGCCGACAACCAGAUUCCCUUCUUCGCCAUCAAGAAACUGUCGGAAUGCUUCCCUGAGCACGAGAUCUUCUCCUCUGAGAGAUAUUCGAUCGGACACUUAGCCUUGUCGUGCUUCGCCGAUCUCUGGCCCACGAGGAAUGAAGAGCAGAAGAUGGAUGACGAAAUGGACUUUGAUAAUCUGCUCCACCUUUUCCACUGGUCUCGAAUACGGGUCGAAGGAUACGAGCUAUACUGUGAAGAGCUAGACAGCGAGUAUGAUUUAGAACAAUAUAUUCCUAGCGCUACAGAGCUCCGAAAAUCUGCUGUAAAGUUUGAGAAGAAACACUCACGCAGCAACUUGGACAUUACAUUCACACGCGGAUUGAUGAAGAUGUCUGGAGUGAUCAAAAUCCCCACUUUGCACCUUUAUGACUACAGCGAAGAAAUCUUCCGCAACCUCAUCGCGUUCGAGAAGAAUCCCACGAACGACGUGCACUGCUUCAUGCCCUACUCAGCAUGCAUGUCCUGCCUUCUGCAGCGCGAGGAGGACGUGAAGCUACUCAGGGAGAGCGGGAUAAUAGCCAGCACAGGCUAUAACGAUGCCGACGUGGUCCAAUUCUUCAAGGGCUUGAAUUCAGAAGUGCAGGAUCGCUUAACGCCCGAUACUCUGCUUCGACUUUACGGUCGCGUGAUGAUACAUCAUAACAGUCGUGUCAGCAGAGCUUAUGGGGGCUUCAAGUUGCAGUACUGCCCAAACACGUGGGUUGGUCUUUCGCUCGUCGCUGCCUCCAUACUCUUUAUUCUCACACUUCUUCAGACAAUAUAUGCAAUAAAACAAAAGUAAAAAAGGUCAAGAGUACGUCGAGACUAAGUAAAAUGUAAGUACAUUUCACCCCCUCAAUUAUAGGCAAUUAUGAAAGAGCUUCCUCAGCGGCCUAUAUAUAGUUA